ACACUUACUUGCACCAGUGCCCAGAGAGGGGGUGCAGGCUGAGGAGCUGCCCAGAGCACCGCUCACACUCCCAGAGUACCUGAAGUCGGCAUUUCAAUGACAGGUGACAAGGGUCCCCAAAGGCUAAGCGGGUCCAGCUAUGGUUCCAUCUCCGGCCCGACCAGCCCAGGGCCACAGCAAGCACCUCCCAGAGAGACCUACCUGAGUGAGAAGAUCCCCAUCCCAGACACAAAACCGGGCACCUUCAGCCUGCGGAAGCUAUGGGCCUUCACGGGGCCUGGCUUCCUCAUGAGCAUUGCUUUCCUGGACCCAGGAAACAUCGAGUCAGAUCUUCAGACUGGCGCCGUGGCGGGAUUCAAACUUCUCUGGGUGCUGCUCUGGGCCACGGUGUUGGGCUUGCUCUGCCAGCGACUGGCUGCACGUCUGGGCGUGGUGACAGGCAAGGACUUGGGCGAGGUCUGCCAUCUCUACUACCCUAAGGUGCCCCGCACCGUCCUCUGGCUGACCAUCGAGCUAGCCAUUGUGGGCUCCGACAUGCAGGAAGUCAUCGGCACGGCCAUUGCAUUCAAUCUGCUCUCAGCUGGACGAAUCCCACUCUGGGGUGGCGUCCUCAUCACCAUCGUGGACACCUUCUUCUUCCUCUUCCUCGAUAACUACGGGCUGCGGAAGCUGGAAGCUUUUUUUGGACUCCUUAUAACCAUUAUGGCCUUGACCUUUGGCUAUGAGUAUGUGGUGGCGCGUCCUGAGCAGGGAGCGCUUCUUCGGGGCCUGUUCCUGCCCUCGUGCCCGGGCUGCGGCCACCCCGAGCUGCUGCAGGCGGUGGGCAUUGUUGGCGCCAUCAUCAUGCCCCACAACAUCUACCUGCACUCGGCCCUGGUCAAGUCUCGAGAGAUAGACCGGGCCCGCCGAGCGGACAUCAGAGAAGCCAACAUGUACUUCCUGAUUGAGGCCACCAUCGCCCUGUCCGUCUCCUUUAUCAUCAACCUCUUUGUCAUGGCUGUCUUUGGGCAGGCCUUCUACCAGAAAACCAACCAGGCUGCGUUCAACAUCUGUGCCAACAGCAGCCUCCACGACUACGCCAAGAUCUUCCCCAUGAACAACGCCACCGUGGCUGUGGACAUUUACCAGGGGGGCGUGAUCCUGGGCUGCCUGUUCGGCCCCGCGGCCCUCUACAUCUGGGCCAUAGGUCUCCUGGCGGCUGGGCAGAGCUCCACCAUGACGGGCACCUACGCGGGACAGUUCGUGAUGGAGGGCUUCCUGAGGCUGCGGUGGUCACGCUUCGCCCGUGUCCUCCUCACCCGCUCCUGCGCCAUCCUGCCCACCGUGCUCGUGGCUGUCUUCCGGGACCUGAGGGACUUGUCGGGCCUCAAUGAUCUGCUCAACGUGCUGCAGAGCCUGCUGCUCCCGUUCGCCGUGCUGCCCAUCCUCACGUUCACCAGCAUGCCCACCCUCAUGCAGGAGUUUGCCAAUGGCCUGCUGAGCAAGGUCGUCACCUCUUCCAUCAUGGUGCUAGUCUGCGCCAUCAACCUCUACUUCGUGGUCAGCUAUCUGCCCAGCCUGCCCCACCCUGCCUACUUCGGCCUUGCAGCCUUGCUGGUCGCAGCCUACCUGGGCCUCAGCACCUACCUGGUCUGGACCUGUUGCCUUGCCCACGGAGCCACCUUUCUGGCCCACAGCUCCCACCACCACUUCCUGUAUGGGCUCCUUGAAGAGGACCAGAAAGGGGAGACCUCUGGCUAGGCCCACACCAGGGCCUGGCUGGGAGUGGCAUGUAUGACGUGACUGGCCUGCUGGAUGUGGAGGGGGCGCGUGCAGGCAGCAGGAUGGAGUGGGACAGUUCCUGAGACCAGCCAACCUGGGGGCUUUAGGGACCUGCUGUUUCCUAGCACAGCCAUGUGAUUACCCUCUGGGUCUCAGUGUCCUCAUCUGUAAAAUGGAGACACCACCACCCUUGCCAUGGAGGUUAAGCACUUUAACACAGUGUCUGGCACUUGGGACAAAAACAAACAAACAAAAAGCAUUUCAAAAGGUAUUUAUUGAGCACCUGCAGGCGUGACCUGACAGCCCAAGGGUGGGUGGGGUGAGGGCUUGAGGACUUGGGCGGGACACAGGCUCCAAACUGGAGCUUGAAAUAGUGUCUGAUGAAUGUUAAAUUAUCUAUCUAUUUAUUUAUUUAUUUGAGACAGGGAAAGGGUCUCCCUCUGUUGCCCAGGCUGGAGUGCAGUGGCGCAAUCUUAACUCAUUGCAACCUCCAUCUUCUGGGUUCAAGCGAUUCUCUUUAUUCAGCCCCGGGAGUGGCGCGCGCCACCACGCCCAGCUAAUUUGUGUAUUUUCAGCAGAGACGGGGUUUGCCAUGCUGGCCAGGCUGGUCUCGAACUGCUGGAUUCAAGUGAUCCGCCCAUCUCCGCCUCCCAAAGUGCUGGGAAUUACAGGCGUGAGCCACCAAACCCGGCCUGAUUAAAGUUAAAUAAAUACUA
This is a messenger RNA of Pan troglodytes (chimpanzee), 2477 nucleotides long. RefSeq names its product solute carrier family 11 member 1 (gene SLC11A1). Gene Ontology annotation, cellular component: plasma membrane; phagocytic vesicle membrane; lysosomal membrane. The record is from RefSeq and is a predicted model, not a curated record. NCBI's taxonomy places the organism in Eukaryota, Metazoa, Chordata, Mammalia, Primates, Hominidae. The coding region runs from base 97 to 1740 and encodes 547 amino acids. Gene Ontology annotation, biological process: iron ion transmembrane transport; manganese ion transport. Gene Ontology annotation, molecular function: iron ion transmembrane transporter activity; metal cation:proton antiporter activity; cadmium ion transmembrane transporter activity. The transcript is spliced from 15 exons.